Messenger RNA from Pichia kudriavzevii, 666 nucleotides. RefSeq lists its product as uncharacterized. The transcript has a single exon. Gene Ontology annotation, molecular function: ubiquitin conjugating enzyme activity. NCBI's taxonomy places the organism in Eukaryota, Fungi, Ascomycota, Pichiomycetes, Pichiales, Pichiaceae. Gene Ontology annotation, biological process: protein polyubiquitination; proteasome-mediated ubiquitin-dependent protein catabolic process. The coding region runs from base 1 to 666 and encodes 221 amino acids. The record is from RefSeq and is a predicted model, not a curated record.
AUGUCAGCGGCAGCCAUUUUAGCCAAGGAGCUCAAGGAGCUUUCGAAAAACCCUACCUACCACAUCUCUCUCGAUAACGACAGUAUCUUUGACUGGACACUGGGGAUGUACAUCAUCAACCCAGAGUCUCCCUGGAACCAUUACUAUCUCUCUGCGAAGAUAAACUUCCCGCAAAACUAUCCCUUCUCUCCACCUUCGUUUAGGUUUUCUCCUCCUAUUUUCCAUCCCAAUGUUUACUCCGAUGGUCGGGUAUGUAUCUCGAUUUUACAUGAAGCCGGUACCCAGUAUCAAGACGAACCCUCAAAUGAAAACUGGUCGCCAGCCCAGUGUGUAGAGAGUGUCAUUAUGAGUAUCGUGUCCAUCUUGGACGAUCCAAACAUUCUUUCACCGGCCAACGUUGACGCCAGUAAAUUGUGGAGAGACCAUAGAGAAGAGUAUAAAGACAAGAUACGCAAAAAGGCAGAACAGUCACGAAUAAGCAUACCUGAGGACUUUGUCAUUCCUGACGACAAGGUGGCAAUCUCUGCUUCCCCAGUUUCUCAAGAGGAGGAGGACGACUGGUUCUUUGAAGACGAUUCCGACGACGACGAGGAUCAAAUGUCCUACGAGGAAGACGAGGCCGAAAUGAGUGAAGAUUACGACGACGUGGAGGAAGACGACAAAUAA